CCUCGAUCUCGCGGACUAUAAAUUUGAUCUCCUUUGCCUUUUGUUUUUCACGAAUCCUGCGGUCGUCCUCUCCCUCUCCCUCGUCUCAGAUAUCGCCGCUCCAUAUCUUCUGAGAUAGCAUCGACUGCCUUCCGAUGGAGAGGGUUAUCUCAGCACAGGGCAUCCUUUCCCUCCCUUCCACGCUGCAAGCUCGCACUUUCCAUCCCCUCCGCCGCCGUUUUCCUUUCGCCGCCGCUCGGUUCCCCUCCCCGGUCCUUUCCGCCAAGGUCACGAACCACCCCGUCCAUGACUUCAUCUCGAAGGACCGGGGAGUUGCUGGUGAGUCCCAAAGAUCGCUCCUUUCCACUGGGCUUUAUGGGAAACAGAGGAAAGCUCCGACCUUUACCGCCUCCGCGGCGGUUCCCGCUGGAGGGAUCGGUUUUGUGGAGGGCGAGGCGGAGAAGCCCAAGUUAUUGGGGGUCGAGAUUACGACACUCAAGAAGAUAAUUCCGCUGGGGAUCAUGUUCUUCUGUAUUCUUUUCAAUUAUACCAUUCUCAGAGAUACCAAGGACGUGCUGGUGGUGACGGCCAAGGGGAGCAGCGCCGAGAUUAUACCUUUCUUGAAGACUUGGGUAAACUUGCCGAUGGCGAUUGGGUUCAUGCUUUUGUACACCAAGCUGUCGAAUGUUCUGUCCAAGGAGGCUCUCUUUUACACCGUGAUUUUCCCUUUCAUAGCCUUUUUUGGUGCCUUUGGCUUUUUGCUCUAUCCCCUGCGAGAUGCCAUCCAUCCUACGGCGCUUGCAGAUAAGCUUCUAGCAGCGCUUGGUCCGAGCUUCCUUGGCCCGGUUGCGAUUUUGAGGAUUUGGAGCUUCUGCCUUUUCUAUGUCAUGGCAGAGCUUUGGGGAAGCGUGGUGAUCUCGGUCCUCUUUUGGGGGUUUGCCAAUCAGAUUACCACUGUUGAGGAAGCUAAAGAAUUCUAUCCAUUGUUUGGACUUGGGGCUAAUAUUGCCCUCAUCUUCUCGGGACGAACAGUAAAGUAUUUCUCUAAUCUACGUAAGAAUCUGGGACCAGGGGUUGAUGGUUGGGCAAUUUCACUGAAAGGAAUGAUGAGCAUCGUUGUGCUUCUUGGGUUUGUAAUAUCUGCAAUCUAUUGGGGUGUAAAUAAAUUUGUGGUGAACGACCCAUCUCUUCCAAGAUCAAACCGCAAGAAGAAGGUGAAGAAGCCAAAGCUAGGCAUGAAUGAGAGCCUCAAGGUUUUGCUGUCGUCCAGAUAUGUAAGGGAUCUAGCCACGUUGGUGGUUGCUUAUGGGAUCAGCAUCAACCUGGUGGAAGUCACAUGGAAAUCAAAGCUCAAGGCACAGUUUCCUAGUCCAAAUGAAUAUUCAUCUUUCAUGGGUGAUUUUUCAACCAUGACUGGAAUUGCAACUUUUACAAUGAUGUUGCUAGGAAGGUGGAUUCUCAGAAAAUUUGGCUGGGGAGUGGCAGCCAUGAUCACUCCUACAGUUUUGCUUCUAACGGGAGUUGGAUUUUUCUCCCUAAUCUUGUUCGGCGAGCCUUUGGCUCCCCUACUGGGAAGCUUUGGAGUGACUCCUCUGCUUGCUGCUGUUUAUGUGGGUGCAUUACAGAAUAUUUUCAGCAAGAGUGCAAAAUACAGCUUGUUCGAUCCUUGCAAGGAAAUGGCUUACAUUCCUUUGGACGAAGAGAUGAAGGUUAAAGGGAAGGCUGCAAUUGAUGUGGUCUGCAAUCCCUUAGGAAAGUCGGGAGGCGCCCUGAUCCAGCAAUUCAUGAUUCUGACAUUUGGGUCUCUAGCUAACUCGACUCCGUACCUGGGGGGAAUCCUUCUGGUGAUUGUUAUCGCAUGGCUAGGUGCUGCGAGAUCCCUGGACUCCCAAUUCUCCCCCUUGGCCAAGGAGCAGCUGGAGAAGGAGAAGUUACAGAAACAAAAGUCUAGUGUUGCGGCGGCUGCAUCGAAGGAAGAAACCCAGGAUUUGCUCGCCGAGGUAACGCUUAGCACGAAUGGAUCUGCUCAUGAAUCUGAAGCAGCCGACAAAGUAUCAAAUGAGUCACCUCUCUGAGGCAAAAAUGCAGAAUUCUCUUCUCUAAGCAUAGUAAAUGCAGUUAGUUAUCUUAUCGGGUAACUUCAGAAAGUUGGUGAAUGAGUUUCUACAUGAUUUAAGAAUUAUAGGAAUAAGCCUUCUGGGCAUUGCUUCUUGUUCUUUUUGGUAGGAAUGAGACCUGAACAUUCGGUGAGUUACUUGUUGCCGAAUUUAGUUAUUGAGGACGUGUGUCAAUUUGUUGGAUUCUUUUUUGUUGAAAGGACUGCAUUGUCUUAGUUUUUUUUUUUUAUAUACCAAUGAAUGAAACAAGUAUUGUGUUACUAGCA
Molecule: messenger RNA, 2362 nt
Organism: Zingiber officinale
Lineage: Eukaryota; Viridiplantae; Streptophyta; Magnoliopsida; Zingiberales; Zingiberaceae
Product: plastidic ATP/ADP-transporter-like
Exons: 5
Coding region: 135-2054 (639 amino acids)
Biological process (GO): nucleotide transport
Cellular component (GO): membrane
Molecular function (GO): ATP:ADP antiporter activity
Source: RefSeq, a predicted model, not a curated record